This is a messenger RNA of Suillus paluster, 1126 nucleotides long. Its product is annotated as DASH complex subunit Dam1-domain-containing protein. The record is from RefSeq and is a predicted model, not a curated record. The coding region runs from base 44 to 871 and encodes 275 amino acids. Gene Ontology annotation, biological process: mitotic sister chromatid biorientation. NCBI's taxonomy places the organism in Eukaryota, Fungi, Basidiomycota, Agaricomycetes, Boletales, Suillaceae. Gene Ontology annotation, cellular component: mitotic spindle polar microtubule; mitotic spindle; mitotic spindle pole body. The transcript is spliced from 7 exons.
GCGUCAAGCACGUGAGCACCCUGAUCUCUACUAGAGCAUAGUCAUGCCAGCAUUACCAGGACAUACGCCCCACAGAACACCUCUUAGACGCGUCUCCCAAGGGUCUCUCUUCGCUCUCUCGCGAUCAGGUACCAACCCCAGUGCACCUCAUGGUCUGGGCUUCAUCGAGCCUGUGAUGGCAGAACUCGUCGACGAAGUUGAGGCGCUGCAGGCGAAUGUAGAGGGCCUAAGGAACCUCAGCGAGUCUCUGAAGACCUUCAACGAGAGCUUCGCAAGCUGGCUAUAUGUUAUGGACAUGAAUGCGCUUACCGUAGACUGGCCGCAGGCUCCAACGGACGCGUCAUUCCAGCUGGGAAAGCGACGAGCAGAGGAAAAGGCCCGUUUAGCUGAAGAAGCUGCGUUGAAAGUUGCAUCAGCCAUUCCACCUCCGUCGCGAGAUUCAGAGGCGGACAAAACCAUGUUCACUGAAACCCAAGAGUUUGAAACGACAUACACCACAAAUGCUACGACAAGGAAUGCUUCUACCAGCAUCGCAAAGACCGCAUCAACAGGUGUUCCGAAGAAGAAGGCUAAACCAAAGCUGACUGCAAGGGAGAAAAAGGAGAGAUCGAUUUCCCUUGAGAAGAUAGUCAUGUCUCUUCCCCUCGAAUUUCGGGGUAGUGAUCCGGGUCUUCGACGUAAUAUGGAAUCUGUGAUAGAAGUCCUGAUGGACAGCGAUGGACGAGGCCUCAAACUCAUUGAGCUCAUCAAGCCUCCCGAUCUCAAUCAGGCACGUGUCAACAAAUGUCUUAUAGCUUUGGUGAAUCGGAAGAUCGUCCAAAAGGACAACAGCACUGGCUCAGUCUUUUAUCAUUGGACCGGGUUAUCAUGAUGUCAUUUGUAUUGGAGAGCACCCCCAGUUCUCGCGCCUCCAAUAAUCUCAGAGUUUUUGCGGUAACUCCACUUGCGCGCAACUUAAAGCAGCCUUCGAUCAUCACUUACUCACUUUGAGGUAAUGCGAGGAGCGUUUCGGACACCAAUAAUGAUACGGCCUGGAGAUCCAUGUCCACGUCCUUGUAGCGACUGGAGUGGCGAAACUACGUCCAGGAAAGUUAAAACAGUCCUGUUACUACGGUUGCAGGGGCUU